UUUCACAGCGCUCUGCGAUAGCUACAAUGAUCCCAUUUGUAUAAUUUGCAAAUCGAAAAUACACUGAGACCGAAGCGCCGUUGUCUUUUGACAUUUAGAAUUUUUCGAGGCGCAAUUUCGCCUCGCAUGGCGCGCCUCUUCGCUCUAUGUCGUUACGGCGUUCUGUCGAUGGCCUUGUGAUUGUUAUUUGUCGUUUUAUUCUCUUUCGUUAUAUCAAACACGGGCAAUUUAGUCAAAGGUUACCACAGAGACUGAUCAUAGUAUAAACCAUCCUAUAUUAGGGCACUCGCGGUCACACCACUUUGAAUUAAUUCUACAGCAACAAUCGAUCGCUUAAUCAACACGAUUGCUCUUUCCUCGCCUCGAGGUGAUGAUGAGUAGAAUGCAGGCUCAGGGAACCACAAAGGGCACGAGCGCGCACGGGAACGGAAGUGAGCGGCUGAGUGCUGUAGCGAGGGAUACUUCUCGUUAACUCUGAAUUCUACAGAUCUGCAACCUUGGUAUCGAAGGUAAUGAAUAUUGGAAAGAUUUUCGUGUAGCCCGAUUAGCCUUUGUAGAAAUGGUUAUCAAUGUUCAUUUCAAUCGAAGAACUGAAUUCAUAUUUAAUGAAGAAUGGAAAGGAAAGCGGUAAGGAAAUCUUGCCCGAUUCAUUAUUUCCGGCUCAUCCCUACAGGUCAUAAGGCUGCCACGAGUAGCAUCUGUACUUCCUGCUGGAAUCAAUAUUUUCAAUUCAGUUCCGACGUUGAGUUCGACGGUAUCGAAUAUUUUUGGUGUCUGUGGCAGCCUUUCCUUUGAGUCGCAGUCCGGGUUAGAAUCGUAGUUUCAAAAUGGUGGUCUCUAGGGAGGUUUUUGGCCAAACAGAAUCAGGAGAGGAUAUUUGGAAAUACACUAUCAGAAACAAACACGGACUGGAACUGGAAGUGAUCUCGUUCGGAGCGACUUUCGUAGCAUUAAGAUGCCCUGAUAGGAAUGGAAAAAUGGAUGAUGUCAUUAUGGGCUAUGAUAAGUUGGAGGACUAUCUGAGUAACCCUCAUUACCUCGGAGCUACAGUUGGAAGAGUUGCAAACAGGAUUGCAAAUGCAAAGUUCACCCUUGAUAACAAAGAAUACAAUUUAGCCGUCAAUAAUCCUCCAAAUACUCUACAUGGAGGAUGGGUUGGAUUCAACAAGUAUAAUUGGAAAAGUGAAGUAAAGGGAGAAAACAAAGUGAAGUUUGUUCACCAAAGUCCAGAUGGGGAUGAAAAUUUUCCUGGAGAUGUAACAGUAAGACUCACAUUCACACUUACUGAUCACAAUGAAGUCAAACUCAACUACAAAGCGACAACCAAGGCUCCCACCAUCAUCAAUCUCACCAGCCAUGGCUACUUUAACUUAGCUGGUCAGGUUAACCAUGAUGUUUUGGAUCACAUAGCUCAGAUCCAUGCUAAGCACUAUCUGCCCCUAAAUGAUGUGCAGAUUCCCACAGGUGAGGAAUGCUCUGUGUCAAGCCCAAAUGAUGCCUUUGACUUCACCAAGCCCAAACCUAUUGGAAAGGACAUUCAUAAAAUAGAUGGCUAUGAUCACAACUAUUGUUUAAAAGGAAAAAAAGAAUGCUGCGCUGAAGUGUAUCAUCCAAGCAGUGGGCGUGUUCUUAAAAUGUUCACCGAUCAGCCUGGAGUUCAAUUUUACACUGCCAAUGGAUUUGAUGGAUUCUCUGGCAAGGGAGGUGUUCUUUACCAUAAGUUUGGUGCCUUCUGCCUAGAGGCGCAGAAUUACCCUGACGCUGUUAACCAAACUAACUUCCCAAGUCCAGUUCUUCGGCCAGGGGAAACUUACAAACAGAAAACCAUCUACAAAUUUGAUGUCAAAGACAAGCAAUGAGCCCUGUCAUAAUUAGAUUAACAAUUCAUUAGUAAUAUCCAGAGUAGGGUAUUGAAAUAAUUCAUCGGCCAAAGCUUUAGGAAGCUAAGGGAUAGGUUCAAAUUAGAAUGGACCUUAACUCUAAGAGGUGAAGUUCAUAAAUGUGUUCUUUCUCUUCAAGAGGUCCUUGGUUAUUCAUCAAUGUAUUAAGGGUCAGUCAAUUUGAAGCCAAACCCCUCCUCCUUCCAGGCAAGGUCAAAUUCCCAACCCUUCAGGCACAGGUGAGGGUCAAAUACCCAUGGGUUGCCAGGGUAAGGGGGGGUGUUGAAGCUUGAAAUUGAUUGGCCUAUUAUUGUGGUAGCGCAGAAUGGAAGUCAAAAUUUAAAAUCACAAGUGCUUUUUUCCAAAUCAGGGUAAUAUACUUAGAUAAACUGAGGUAUUUACAAGUGCUAAGUCCAUAGUGUGUCUAAAGAGUUAUUGUGGGUAGCAAAAACACAAUUCAGAUGCAGACGUAUUAAAUACUCAUCUACAAUGUUCUGUUAAACAAAAAAUUUUUAUUCAAUAAAAAAUACAACAAUGCAAGACUAA
Messenger RNA from Pocillopora damicornis (cauliflower coral), 2426 nucleotides. Its product is annotated as galactose mutarotase. Gene Ontology annotation, molecular function: aldose 1-epimerase activity; carbohydrate binding. Gene Ontology annotation, biological process: beta-D-galactose catabolic process via UDP-galactose, Leloir pathway; glucose metabolic process. The record is from RefSeq and is a predicted model, not a curated record. NCBI's taxonomy places the organism in Eukaryota, Metazoa, Cnidaria, Anthozoa, Scleractinia, Pocilloporidae.